This is a messenger RNA of Fundulus heteroclitus (mummichog), 1215 nucleotides long. RefSeq lists its product as uncharacterized. The transcript is spliced from 2 exons. Lineage: Eukaryota; Metazoa; Chordata; Actinopteri; Cyprinodontiformes; Fundulidae. The record is from RefSeq and is a predicted model, not a curated record. The coding region runs from base 85 to 1029 and encodes 314 amino acids. Gene Ontology annotation, molecular function: nucleic acid binding.
CUGGGACUGUUCAGAAGAAAACACCAUUCAGAUCUGAAUGACGUAAAAGCUUUUCUGCAGCAGGAACUACAGCAUGAUGGACAGAUGCAAGGAUAUCGCUGGUUGCAUCUUCGGGCAGUUCAGAAUGGACUUGUGGUACAGCAGGACACAAUACGACAGAUCAUCAAGUUCCUUGAUCCUGAGGGUGUGGAACUUAGAAGAACUCGUCGUCUUAGAAGGCGGCAGUACAACACUAAAGGCCCAAACGCUCUUUGGCACAUGGACUCUUAUGAUAAAUUGAAACCCUAUGGUAUUGGGAUUAAUGGAUGCAUUGAUGGCUUCAGCCGUUUUGUUUUAUGGAUGGAAGCUUACACAACAAACAAUGACCCAAAAGUUAUAGCCAACUAUUUUAUAGAAUGUGUCACACGUUUGGGUGGGUGUCCAGAGAGGAUCCGGGCAGACAAUGGAACUGAAAAUGGACAUGUUGCCAACAUGCAGGUGUUUCUAAGAAGAAACCACACCGACAGUUUUGCCAAAGACAGCAGUUUCAUUUAUGGACGGAGCACUGCCAAUCAGCGCAUAGAAUCCUGGUGGGGAAUUCUGAGAAAACAAAGCAUUCAGUUCUGGAUGAACAUAUUCAAAACACUUCAAGAGAAUGGACAUUUCUCUGGGAGCUUUUUGGAUAAAAGCUUAGUCCAGUUUUGCUUUCUCAACCUGGUCCAGAGAGAUGUGAAUGAAGUAGUGAGAACAUGGAAUACCCACUAUAUCAGACCAAGACCUGGACAAGAAGUUGCUGGAGGUCGACCCAUCCUCAUGUACACAGUCCCUCAGGAGUAUGAUGCUGAGGACUGUCUUAAAACAGUGGACAUGGAGGAGGUUGCGGUAUGCAAGGAGGAGUGCACACCCAAGAGUCAGUUUCCCUGUGAUGAGACUGUCUUUGAGCUGUGUCUACUACUAAUGCAGGAGAAUGAAUGGGAGGCUCCUACAGAUGCUUAUAAUGCAGCUGAAUUGUACACCUCACUUAGAGCAGUAUUACUUGAAAAUCUUUGAACAUGCUGAUUGAUUUUCCAGUUUCAGCAUCCUUGCUAUUAUAUGGUGGCAGUGGUAUCAUAAUUAUUUCUUAUUCAGUUAAAUAAUUAAUGUUUGCUAAUGUUAAAAACCUUCCUGAUGUUUACUAAAGCAGUGAAGAAGCACACCCAUCUAAGCAAUAUUGUGGUUUUUUUUGUUCAUGAAUUG